Messenger RNA from Acipenser ruthenus (sterlet), 6193 nucleotides. RefSeq names its product alpha-mannosidase 2x-like. The coding region runs from base 1606 to 5139 and encodes 1177 amino acids. The transcript has 24 exons. Gene Ontology annotation, biological process: N-glycan processing; protein deglycosylation; mannose metabolic process. Gene Ontology annotation, cellular component: Golgi membrane. The record is from RefSeq and is a predicted model, not a curated record. Gene Ontology annotation, molecular function: carbohydrate binding; alpha-mannosidase activity. NCBI's taxonomy places the organism in Eukaryota, Metazoa, Chordata, Actinopteri, Acipenseriformes, Acipenseridae.
GAAGAUUCCGGAGACGCACGGAGAAGUGACGGGUUGGCUAAAAUAACCUUCUUUUUUUUUUAACCGCACAAGUAGUAUGAAUGGUCCGAGUGCGAUGCUCCAAAAUAAACAUAAGGAAGAAGUGAACUGAGAAGUGAGUUAUACAGUCAUAUCAAAACAGUGCUAUGUGCUGUGUGUUAACGGUGAAGCGGAUUACCGAGUCUCCGUAAUUCCGUUUAACGGGAAGGAUCACUGACUGGGAAGAGAAUUUUACGGACGGGAGCAUUGCUGUAUCCACACCUUCAUAAACACCACGUGAAGCGAGAUUAUUAACAAAGCGAUUGAACACCAAGCUUAUUUUGUGGUGUAGAAACGGACUAGUAAGAAGAUACACACACACGGGUGACUGUACCGUACAGAUGUACAAAAGCAGGGAAAGAAAACUGAAAUUAGGACAAGACGGCUGUAUUGAAGAUAGAGCAGAAAAACCAGUCCCGCUACAGUAAUCAGAAGGACAUGGAUCCACAACGUAAGGAAGAGUGAACCCAGGACCUUGAAGCUUGGAAUUACAGGGACCAUGUGUUGAGAGAUGUGGUGGCUUGAUGUUGAUUUCCACGCUUGAUGCACUGGACCUGGAAGGAAAGCCCCAGUAACAGCGGCACAGGCAGCAGGAUCAGUCAGGACUGUUAGAAGGCUUAGCUCUUGUCUGACGGAGGGAGCAGGGCCAUGAAGAGAAGCGUGUAGGAGCUCCAGUACAGGCUGCAGGCAGGCAUGCGACACAUUUGUCAAGCAUAUUGAGUGGGUUAGUCUUGGGCUCACAGUCCAGCCCAGUAGUUUUCUGCUGUCUUUCCUUGGCGGGGAGUGGCACCGUAAUCCAGGUCGUAGCAAGCAGCUGGCUGUGUUUAAUAGAUCCACCUUUCUCAAGCACCCUCCCCUCUCUCUUACUAUCCUGUCGUUUUCCUUUCUCAUCUCUAGUGCUGUAUUCUAUCUGGGACAGAUCCAGGGCUGUGGUUAUAAAUACCCUCACUGCAGCUACGUCUCUGUAAACUGGGAUUAACCUGACUCCUAGACACACGCACACACUCUUGUAAACUCUCAUCUCUCUGCGGACUAAGGCACUUGCCCUUGUAUGACAACAGUGUGAUAGGUCCUUUUUUAAUAGUUAUAUUUUAAAUCUUCAUUUCUUAAUGUAUAUUUCUAUAAAAGCUGCACAGGUUUUUUGCCUGGGAUCCCUGGACUAAGUGAAGAUCAGGCUGACCGAGCCAAAAGCUUUUCCGUUCGUUUGUGUGGGAGCUCAGCCUCGGGAGACAAAGAAGCCACUGGGAACUUAGCUGGUUUAGCAAAGACCUACAAAAAUCUCUCGUUGAUUACAAAAAUUCUGUAUUCAGACAAUUCCAUACCAAUUCCAUCUAAUUUGCAGCUUUUUUCAGUUUCUUUUUGGAGACACUGCGCAUUUUCUUUGACAGUCAAUGAACCUGUCAAUAUUCUCGACAGAAUAGACUAUAAUUAUCAAGGCCAGCUCUGUGUCUUUCUGAAACUUCUCGUCACAGCCAUUAAGGACAAAGCCAUCUCCCUGGCAACUGCAGCCUGCCUGUUUUCUGGCUCCUCAGUUCAGACUCUCGCAGAAUGAAGCUGAGGAAGCAGGUGACUGUUUGCGGUGGAGCUGUCUUCUGUGUGGCAGUGUUCUCCCUCUAUCUGAUGCUGGAUCGAGUCCAGCAUGACCCGACCCACAGGCAGAACGCUGGCAAUUUCCCCAGGAGCCAGAUCUCGGUGUUGCAGAACCGCAUUGAGCAGCUGGAGCAGCUCCUGGAAGAGAACCACCAGAUCAUCAGCCACAUCAAGGACUCGGUGCUGGAGCUGACUGAGAACGGAGGAGGGGUCCCUGGCGCCCAGCUGCCCUUGCGCAACCCCAAUGGCUCCUGGAACUUCCCCUUCGAUGGGCAGCCAACUUUUCUCUCCAUCUCUCCCCAGGACUGCCAGUUCGCCCUCGGGAGCCACCGGCAAAAAAGCGACAUGCAGAUGCUGGAUGUGUAUUCUAUGCUGAACUUCGACAAUGUGGACGGCGGUGUUUGGAAACAGGGCUUUGAAAUCUUGUAUGACGCAAACGAGUGGGAUGCUGAGCCGCUGCAGGUGUUUGUGGUGCCGCACUCUCACAAUGACCCAGGCUGGAUCAAGACGUUUGACAAGUAUUACUCGGACCAGACUCAACACAUUUUCAACAACAUGCUGGUGAAGCUGAAGGAGGACCCGCGCCGCAAGUUCAUCUGGUCUGAGAUUUCCUUCUUUGCCAAAUGGUGGGAAAGUGUGGAUUCACAGAAACGGGACGCCAUGAGGAAGCUGAUUCUGAGUGGUCAGCUAGAGAUAGUGACAGGUGGUUGGGUGAUGCCCGAUGAAGCCAAUGUCCACUAUUUCGCCAUGCUUGACCAGCUCAUUGAGGGGCACCAGUGGCUGGAAAAGAAUAUCGGAGUGACCCCACGGUCAGGCUGGGCUGUCGACCCAUUUGGAUACAGCCCCACCAUGGCCUUCCUGCUGAAGAAGGCCAACCUGACCAGCAUGCUGAUCCAGAGAGUACACUAUUCCAUCAAGAAGCACUUCUCAGCCACACGCAGCCUGGAGUUCAUGUGGAGGCAGGCCUGGGAUACAGACUCCAGUACGGACAUGUUCUGCCACAUGAUGCCGUUCUACAGCUACGACGUGCCCCACACCUGCGGCCCCGACCCCAAGGUCUGCUGCCAGUUCGAUUUCAAGAGGUUGCCAGGUGGGAGAGUAAACUGUCCCUGGAAGGUUCCUCCACACGCCAUCACUGAGAGCAACGUAGCGGAGAGAGCAAACCUGCUCCUGGAUCAGUAUCGGAAGAAGUCCAAGCUGUUCCGCAGCAAGGUGGUGCUGGUGCCACUGGGAGAUGAUUUCCGGUAUGAUAAAUCACAGGAGUGGGACCAACAGUACUUGAACUAUCAGAGACUCUUUGAUUACAUGAACUCCCACCCAGAGAUGCACGUGCAGGCCCAGUUCGGAACUCUCUCUGACUAUUUUGAUGCGGUCUACAAGCAGAAUGGUGUGGCUCAGGGUUCGAGGCCUCCUGCUUUCCCCGUGCUGAGCGGGGACUUCUUUGUGUACGCGGAUCGAGAGGAUCACUACUGGAGCGGCUACUUCACCUCCCGGCCCUUCUACAAGAACCUGGACCGCGUGCUGGAGUCCCACCUCAGGGGGGCUGAGAUCCUGUACAGCCUUGCUGUGGCUCAGUCUCGGCGGGCAGGCAUGGAGGGCCGCUACCCAGUGACUGAUUACUCUCUGCUCACUGAUGCCCGCCGCAAUGUGGGGCUCUUCCAGCACCACGACGCCAUCGCUGGCACUGCCAAGGAGGCCGUUGUCAUAGACUACGGGUUCAGGUUGCUGCACUCCCUUGUAUCUCUGAAGAUCGUGAUCAUGAACGCUGCUCACUUCCUUAUCCUGAGGAACAAGGACACAUAUCGAUAUUACCACACAGAGCCUUUCCUUGAACCGGAUGAAAGGCGUGCUACACAAGAGUCCUUGCCGGAGCGAGUGCUGAUUGAACUGGACUCCACCCCCAGGUACUUGGUUGUAUUCAACCCGGUUGAGCAGGAGCGGGUUUGCCUAGUCACGGUUCUGGUGGGCUCGGCGCGGGUUCGGGUCCUGACAGAGGAUGGGCAGACGAUUCCAGUCCAGCUGAGUGCCCAGUGGAGCUCUUCUGCCGAGAUGAGCAAAGAGGGGUAUCUGGCCUCUUUCCCAGCCCGACUCCCUGCUCUGGGCCUGGCUGUGUUCCAGCUCUACGACUCAUUCGACUCCUCGCUGACUCUGUUUUCGGACUCGCUUCUGCGGCUGCACGGUCAGAACCUGGCCCAGAGGCGCCUUGACCCGCUUCCGCUGAGGAUCCAUGACUCGGACCAGCAGGACUUCUUCAUACAGAGCCAGAACCUGCAGCUGUGGUUCUCAGGGACCACGGGCAUGCUCGAGAGAAUAAAGUGCAAGGAGGACCAGCAGGAGCUGAAGCUGAGGAUCGAGUUUCUAAUCUAUGGGACCCGGACCGCCAAGGACAAGAGUGGCGCCUACCUCUUCCUACCUGACGGGCCAGCCAAGCCCUACGCCCCAAAGGAGCCCCCGGUGGUGCGGGUAGUGGAGGGGCCUCUCUUCUCUGAGGUCGUGUGUUACUAUCAGCAUUUCCAGCAGACCGUCCGCAUCCACAACCUUCCAGGAGUGGAUGGCCUCUCUCUGGAUGUCACUACGACGGUUGAUAUCCGGGAUCAGACUAACAAGGAGCUGGCUAUGCGCCUCGUCACAGACAUACAGAGUGAGAGUGUUCUCUUCACAGAUCUCAACGGAUUCCAGAUUCAGCCCAGAAGAUAUUUCCAUAAACUUCCUCUUCAGGCCAACUUCUACCCGAUGCCAUCCAUGGCUUACAUCCAGGAUGUCCAGCACCGGCUCACUCUGCACACUGCCCAGGCUCUGGGAGUGGCCAGCCUGAAGAGCGGUGAGCUGGAGGUGAUCCUGGACCGACGGCUCAUGCAGGAUGAUAACCGUGGUCUGGGCCAGGGCCUCAAGGACAACAAGAGAACCGCCAACCACUUCAGGAUUCUGCUGGAGAAAAGGGCUACUGCCAACAAGCAUGCUGGCUUUCUCUCCAAAAUCACCUCCAUCUUUCACUCUCUCAUCUCCUACAUCUAUGGAGCCAGCACCCAAGAGGUGCACGACAGCCAGCCAAUCAGCUUCCCGUCGCUGCUCAGUCACAUGACCUCCAUGUUCCUGAACCACAAAGUCCUGGCCCUGCCAGUGUUGCCGAAGAAGCGCGGCGUGCCACCCCUGCAGACCUUCAGCCCCCUCUCGGGCACCAUGCCAUGCGACUUCCACCUGCUCAACCUGCGCAGCAUUCAGAACAAGGAUAAACUGACCCCCUCUCUCGAUGCUGCUCUUAUUCUCCAUCGGAAGGGUUUUGACUGUGGCCUGGAGGCCAGGAACCUGAGCUUCAACUGCAGCACCACACAGGGCAAGCUUUCCUUGGCAGGGAUGUUCCAUGGUCUUGAUGUUCACACAGUCCAGCCCAUGUCUCUGUCGUUGAUGUACGCGGGGACUCCUCUCUCCAACGUCUCCCAGAUCCAGCUGGACCCCAUGGAGAUCUCCUCCUUCCGGCUGCGGCUUGGCUAGAGCUGCCCAGCACCUCUCAUCUGAGCCGGAUCAGAACCUUCAGGCUUUCUGGAUGGAUUGCUGUGGAAACCACAGGACUGAAAAUGCGUUUUUAAAAAUCCUGACCCUCUCUAGUGUAUCCAGAUUUUAUUUUCAGGCUGAGCCUGAACAGAACUCCUGAUUUAACUCUCACUCCAUAAGCAGGAGUCUGCCCUUCCUGCCCCAUGUCUCCCUGUCCCUGUGGAUGCGUGCUUCAGAGAGGACAAGCUGUAAGGGGCACAAUGCUUCUGUGUAGGACAGACACAUGGCGGAUGAGGUACUGGGGAGCCUUGUUUGAAAACCAGAUCCGUCCCUUCAGCAGCUCUGUCCAGACACGGUUAUUGUUGUAUUUAUUUAUUUAUUUUUUUGAAAGAAGGGGUUACUUAAAGAUUGAGAUCGAAACUCUGUCUUCAGCUAAAGAAUUGAUGGAGCUCAUCCCUAAUGCUGGUCUGACUGGGAGCUGAGACAGGGAGAAGUGUACUCAAUCCUAGUGUAUUCCCUCCUGUGUCUGUCUCUCCUUUCAACUCCAGUCCUGUGGCCUGACAUUCAGCAGUGGGCUUUGUUUAAUGCACAACCCCUUUUAACCACUGCAAUAGACUCUGCGUGAAUGUGUUUAAUGCUGAAGAUUGAGACUGGCAUGGUUCUGUACUGUGAUGUAACACUGUCUCUGAUUGUACAUGGUUUCUACUCUAUCCUUCACCCUCACUAAUCUUGCUCCACCCUUUUUUCAGAGCCUCCUGUACUCAAACGCUCCGAUAUAUAUAUUGGGGCUUCUGAGUUUUGGUUUUAACUGAUAAAGCACGCCUCUGUCCUGAUACAAAAAAUCAACUGUGUAUCCAAUAAACACUGGAAACGGUUACUCUGUUUACGUUGACUUUAAAUGUGAAAAAUAUAAAUAAAAAAAACUUUGUGCAGUUGGGCAAUGUCCCUCCUUCCUGAUUUGUAUUUCGCAUUUUUUUUUGUACUGUUAUUUGUUGUUGUUCUUAAUUUAAAAUAAAACUAAAAAAUAUGUUUAGGUAAAAUUGUAUUAAAACAA